CCAAAAUAUGGGUGACCUGGAGACCACUUCAUCAUCGGAUGGCUCCAGUGCUCAAAUACUCCGGCAUGGUUCAAAUGAUACACAGGAAGAGAGGGUUACCUUUUCGACUACUCUAGAUGACGAAGACGCAAUAUCCGACCAAGUACAGUACCACUCGAUGAACCCAAGCCUGGUUGAGGAGUGUGACCUGUGUGUUCUGGACAAUGGACGCAUUUUUUAUAUUCACCAUACAACUCGAAGUUCACACUGGGAGCCACCAUGGGCGUCAUGGAGAUGUCGAUUGGGACUCCCGUAUGGAUGGGAACAGGCUAAGGAUAAUGACGGGAAUACUUAUUAUAUUGAUCACCUAAACCGCACGACAACCUACACAGACCCGCGGAAAACGCGACCGCCCGACGGAAAACGCACGGUCUCAAUUCGACGCGGCAAGGAUAUUGGGUUCGGGUUUGUGGCCGCCGGACAGUUGCCCACUAUUAUACAAUUUGUGUCACCGGAAGGGCCAUCAGACGGUUUACUAUAUGCAAAUGAUCAAAUAUUGGAAGUUAAUGGAUUAGAUAUGCAAAAUGAGACGAAAGACAAUGUGGUGAACGCGGUGCGGGCUGCAAAAGAGGAACUACAGAUUACUGUACAACAGUUACCACAACGGCCGAAAAGUUCACGGAAAAACUGCAAAGUUCGGUUUACGGAUCGGGUUCUGGUGUCUUCGACAAAUGAUAAUAACUCGGAAUUCCCACCACUUCUACCAAAUGUCUUGCGAGUUUACCUGGAAAAUGGACAGACAAGAAGCUUCAAGUAUGACCAGAGCACUACGGUUAAGCAGAUUUUGGAGAGUAUUCUUGAAAAACUGCAAAUUUCGGCGAAAUCCCACUUUUCACUGGCCGUCGAGUACUCGCUGGGCGCAAGGACGAGUAGGAUAAGCCUGCUGAGGCCAGAUUGUAAAAUUAAAUCGAUAGUUGACCUGCCAAACUCAGAGCAUCUCCGAUGCGUCUUCCGGCUCUCCUUCGCCCCCUCCGACGCAUUUGUCCUUCUGCUCUCCGACCCGAAAGCUUUAGAAUACUACUAUCAGCAAUGUGUAAAUGAUGUGGUCCGUGGCCGUUUUGCUAUGGAAAUGAGAUAUGAGGCCUGCAUCAGGCUGGCGGCGUUGCACGUCCAACAGGUCGCCUACGACUGCAAUAUUUUGAAGGAGAACAACAAAGUUUCGGUGCAUCGUGUUGAAAAAGAAUACGGGCUUGGAACAUUCCUACCGGCGAUUGUGCUGGAAAAUGUGAAGCGACGAGAUGUUCGAAAACACAUUCGGUUUUAUCUGAAAAGGGAUAGCUCAAGAUUAGUGGAUUGUUUCGGGAAGCCUACGAUUGGCAAUGGGUACCCACCGGAAUUGGAAGCUUGCGCUGCCCAAUUCGCUAACGAGCCAUCCAUGAUGGUACGUCUCCGGUACAUCCACAUAGUAUCCCAUCUCCCGUCAUUCGGUGGCCGAUCCUUCUGCGUAACAUUCAAAGAAUCCCAAAUCGAUAUGCUCAUGCAAGUUGAGCCCCGUACUGGGCUUCUGGUUAGGCAUCCGGGCAAGUCAGGUCAACCUUCAAUAUCGAUCGGUUUUGAUUUAAUUGGGAAAUUGGUGGUUUGCAAGGAAACCGAGGUGGCAUCAAUGAUUAGUAUUCGGUUGGCAAGUAACCCUCACCAGGGUCUGGAAUUUUUGGUGGAUAAGGAUGAUUUGGACGACUUGGUUAUGUAUAUAGUGGGUUAUCAUAAGGUAACCUACGAAAAAGAUCUGCUCCUAGAAAUCGACGACUCUCCUCCAAAACUUCGAGAACUCCCCGACAAAGCCCCUCCGUACUCGGCAAUACAUACCGUAGUAAAAUCGGACUGGAAUUACAGUGAAACUUCAUCUCAAACUGAAAAACCAUUUGAUCCAACUGAUGGGCCUCCAAGCUAUGAAAUUGCCAACUCAUUUGUGCAGAUUGCUUUUGAAAAUGAGCAAAAUGAGGAUCACUUCGAUACGGAGAUUUCCCGACAAAAUGGAGAAAGCUUCACACCAAAACGGGCACAUUUUGAGCCGAAAAAGUUGCUCCGAGCCACUGACUCGUUGCUCAUCAAGAAUUCACGGGAUCUUCAUGCAAAAGAGCUCGAAAUUCAAAAUGGUGGCUCACAGAAUGAUGAGAGCUCUGAUACGGAGGAUUCGUCGUUUUCUUCGCCGUUAAGAUCCCCAAAUAUCGAUCGAUUAUGUGACGGAAUAAAUCUACUCGUUACCGGACCUCCGGCUCGCCGAGCAUCCAUUGAGACCCUCCUACAGAACAAUCAAAAUCCCAAUACAAACCUGGAAAGCCUGAUUCUACAAUUUCCGACAAUUCCCGAUGAGAAUGAGGUGGAAAAUGAUGACGUAGCGCUGCCAGAAGGCAUGCAAACCUCCACGACUACGGUAGUUGCAAAUGGAAAGACUCGGUGCUAUAGGAAUGGAUCGUGCGCAAAAAGUUAUCAGGGAGAAAACUUAAUUUCAACUCCGGUAUCCGGUGACUCAAUGCUGGGUGAUAGUUGUUCGAUAGCAGCAAUCGAUGAUGAUAUACCACUUUUAUAAAUUAUUGAUUUUUUUUUCAAUUUUUUUUCCAUUUUCUCCGAAUUUUCUCCGAAAUUCCACAAUUUCCCAGAAACAUUCCUAUCGCAUUGUGAUACGAAUUUCCCGUCCCCUUCUCCCAUUCCAUCCUUCCCUCCAAUAAAUCAGCUUU
Messenger RNA from Caenorhabditis elegans, 2717 nucleotides. RefSeq names its product FERM and PDZ domain-containing protein 4 (gene frm-8). The transcript has 12 exons. Lineage: Eukaryota; Metazoa; Nematoda; Chromadorea; Rhabditida; Rhabditidae. The coding region runs from base 8 to 2569 and encodes 853 amino acids. The record is from RefSeq and is marked reviewed.